Apiotrichum porosum is the source of this 3420-nucleotide messenger RNA. RefSeq lists its product as uncharacterized. Gene Ontology annotation, molecular function: single-stranded DNA endonuclease activity; damaged DNA binding; single-stranded DNA binding. NCBI's taxonomy places the organism in Eukaryota, Fungi, Basidiomycota, Tremellomycetes, Trichosporonales, Trichosporonaceae. The coding region runs from base 1 to 3420 and encodes 1139 amino acids. Gene Ontology annotation, cellular component: nucleotide-excision repair factor 1 complex. The record is from RefSeq and is a predicted model, not a curated record. The transcript is spliced from 18 exons. Gene Ontology annotation, biological process: resolution of meiotic recombination intermediates; double-strand break repair via homologous recombination; nucleotide-excision repair involved in interstrand cross-link repair.
AUGACAACAGAGAGACGGCACAUCCCGUAUCUCUCAUUUCACAAGAAUAUUAUUCGCGAGCUCUGCCGGCCACAGAAGGAUGACCUCCUCAUCAUUGCCAAGGGUCUGGGCCUCCGACGAGUCGUAUGCGCUCUGCUCAAGACGUACGACAGGAAAGAGGACCUGGUCAUUGUAAUCAAUGCCAGAGGCGAAGACGAAGCCGGCAUUGGAGACGAGCUGGGCAUCAUGGGCGUGCGUGAGCCUGGCUUUAGGAUCCUAACGUACGAAAUGGGUGUCAAGGAGCGCGAGGAGAAGUAUCGUCACGGCGGCCUGUUCUCUGUUACGUCCAAGAUCCUCGUCAAUGACCUUUUGAAGGGCAAUGUACCAGUCGAUCUCAUAACAGGCAUUGUGGUGCUGCAUGCCGAGACUGUCAAGCAAGGUAGCCUCGAGGAGUUUGCCAUCAGACUGUACCGCCGCAAGAACCAGACUGGCUUUUGCAAGGCGUUCUCCGACGAGCCUGAAAUAUUUUCCCACGGUCUCAGCCCGCUCAAGGACAUGCUCAUCAACUUGAACAUGAACAGCGUCAUGAUCUGGCCUCGUUACAAUGAGGCAGUCAAGACAGCCCUCACCACGCGUCAAGCUGAGGUUGUCGAGAUGUACCAGCCCAUGACAGACCUCAUGCGCCAAUGUCAAGACGCCAUCACCGAGUGCAUGGAGGCCAUGCUGGUGGAGCUCAAAAGGGACCACUCUCUGAACCUCGAUCUCGAAGACUUGACAGUCCGCAAUGCCCAGUUCAAGAACUUUGACACGAUCGUGUUCCUGCGUCUUCGACCCGUGUGGCACAAGGUUGGGAUGAAGACCAAGAUCCACGUACAGGCGCUUGCCGAGCUCCGUGAUCUGCAAACGUGGCUUCUCGAGUACGACUGUGCCACAUUUGCAGCGUACAUCAACACUCUUCAGCGUCAACACUUCAUGGCUCAGAAGAAGACGAGCGGACCCGGUCAAUACCUGCAUGAUUGGUUCAACGCCAAAGCCGCGUCUGCACUCGUCGAGGGAUCUCAGCUGCGCGUGUCAAGACCCAAGGUCACAAUGGAAGGCACAGCCAGCACGGAGAUCCCAGACGGCGAGCGACACGACGAGGCAGAAGAGUUUGACGAGGACAUGGAGGCAUUGCGAGACCUUGAGGAUAGGCGAGACGAGACAAUUGGCGGCCAACCCACCCUGGAAGACGACGGCGACGCGGUGAUGGAGAUUUUCGCCACCCAGGGCGAGGCGGUUCCAGCAAACCGCAACCGCGAGCCCGCGGCUGAAGAUGAGGACGACGUGCUCCAAGAAGUAGCAAUGGCGCCACCCAUCUUCCGCCCUGUGACGUUUGGCUCCAACACCGACCUCAGUUCUCGUGUCAGCCGUCGGAUACGUGAGGGUCACGAGGUUGUUCUGGAAGAGCAACCCAAGUGGGCCCUUCUGGCCCGUGUUCUCAAGGAGAUUGAGGAUACAAUUGCUCGCGUCGCCGAUACCCAUGCCGACCAACCGGGAACCAACACUGUGCUCGUCAUGUGCUCUUCAGAUCUCACCUGCCUCCAGCUGAGACAGUACCUGACCACGAUGACACCGACCGACCCCGCGUUCGGACCCAAGGCGGGUCGCAAGAUGAUGGAGACUCUCUUUCUCAGCAACUGGCAGCACGAGAAGAACGGCUCGUACCUCUCCAAUCCCAACCGCUACGUGAAUGGCGCCGCUGCGGACCAGGUCCAGGCUGCCACGUCUGGUAUGGAGAAGAAGCGCAUCGAGGAGGCACAGCGUCGACGCGGUGGUGCACCGUCGUACAAGCGGAGACGAGUUCGAGCUGGCGCACCCAUCAACGCCACUGGACGCAUAUUGGCGUCUAAGGAAGCCACUCUCAAGGAGAUGUCGGCUUUCGGUGGCGGCAACGUGGACAUGGAGGACUUGCAGAUGCAGUGGGCCGUUGGAGAGAGCCUGCGGACGAUACCUCAGAACUUUGACGACGAGCCACUCGUGUCGAUGGAGGACAACGAGGCUGGUCCCUCAACAGCCCAACCGGCACCGCCCAUGAGUCGUGGCGACGAGGACGACACUAUCGUCAUGCUGGAAGAUGAUGACUCAUCCCCACCGGCCAAGAACGGUGGUGCCACUACUUCAGUGCCCCAAAAGCGUCGUGAUCCACCACCUGCACCAGACCCUUCGGCCUUUUCCAACCUCUUGCUUGCCAGUGCUGGAAUCCUUGACGAAGGCGAUCUCUCGCACCGCGACUGGAUGACACAGCAGGGCUGGGCCGAGAACUGGGACGACGACUUUGGCCUGCUCGCGCCAGAGGACGAGGUCAUUGUUCGGCCAUACGGCGGCGAUGAUGACGACAUUAUGCUCCAGGAACUACGACCUCGGUUCGUAAUCAUGUACGAACCGAACCUGGCGUUUAUUCGUCGCCUCGAGGUCUACAAGAACUGCAACCCAGGUCUGGCACUGCGCGUGUACCAGAUGACGUACACGAACAGUUUCGAAGAAGAUCGGUUCUUGGCCGCCACGGCCAGGGAGGCGGAUGCGUUCAAGAAGCUGAUUGAGGACCGCGGGGGUAUGGUUAUUCCGAUCUAUAACAACGACCCCAGAGCGUCUAUGCGCGACAAUGUCGCUCGGCCUCGGACUACCUAUUCGACCCGUAACGCGGGCGGCGGCGAUGGGGGAGCCGAGCAGCCACGGAUCAUUGUUGACAUUCGCGAACUGGGUGCGCUGCUGCCUUCCUUGAUCGACGCGCAUGGCAUCCAGGUCGUCCCGGCCACCUUGACCGUGGGCGACUAUAUCCUCUCGCCCAAGAUGUGUGUUGAGCGUAAAGCUCUGCCUGAUCUCGAACAGUCUCUGGCCAAUGGUCGCCUACACACACAAUGUGAGGCAAUGUCGGCACACUACGAGACGCACAUUCUCCUCAUCGAGUUUGAAGAGGACAAGUUUGGGAUGAGGACUGUUGCGGAUGCGAAGCGCGAGGCUGCUGGCCGAGGAGGAGGCAACGAAACGGACGGCUUCCAGGAUACCUUUUACCUGCAGUCCAAGCUUGCGCUGCUUGUGCUGCAUUUCCCUCGGUUGCGUAUCAUCUGGUCGUCGUCACCUCAUGAGUCGGUCAAGAUCCUGUCCGACCUGAAGCUCAACCACGACGAGCCGGACGAGGUGGCUGCGAUCCUCAAGGGCAACACGGAUGACCCAGACGCCCUGAAGCCACAGGUCGAGAAUGCCGGGGCCGUCGAGAUGCUGCGGGCGAUCCCGGGUGUGUCGAGCCACAACUAUCGCCAUGUCAUGUCCAACGUGGGCAGCAUCAAGGAACUGGCCGAGCUCAGCGAGGACGAGCUCAAGAAGAUCCUGGGCAACGAUAAGGGCGCGCAAGCGUACAACUUUAUGCGCCGCGAUGUCCGUGCCACACGGUAUACAUUGUAG